CAAUGAAAUGGUAAACUACCAAUGACUGGAAUACUAUCGUCAUCCCCGACGGUCCUACGUCACCUUUGGGUCAGCAACCGUGACGUGGCUUUCACCGAGCACGCUGAUCGCCAUAAGUGUCGCAAUUUCUUGCAAUCGAUCAACCGCUUUCGUUACGGGAUUAAAAAUAACUUGUAGAUGAAGAUGCAAAGAGGACUCGCGAAUUCGUUGACGAACGGAAUUUCUGCGGAGGUAGCCCAGAUCGAGAUCACGAUACUUUCCAUCUCGAAUCACGCAGUCAGCAUUUAACGAACGUUCCACGUAAAUAAUGUAACGGCGAGAACAUAGCCUGGGAAACGGUGCCCGAUACCAGGCGAACUCCGCGUUCCAUCGAAAAUUCCGUUCGUUCGGUUCUCAGAGCGCACACAGGUAAGUGUUCGCGUUUGUGGCUGUCGGUGCACGUGCGCGAGAGCGCCCUCCGGGGUGAAGGGGGAAGGUUAUCGAUGGCGCCUCGCAGAGAAGGAGAGUAAAGAGAGAAAGGAGAAGAGAGGGCGCAAACGAAGAAGAAGGAGGUGGAAAGGAGAUAGUUCAGGCACGUCGCACACAGGUAAAACCGUAGGUAUAGCUAGCGAUGGGACUAACACCGUUUCGAUGAUUUCUCACUUCGAGCUUUGACACUUAUCAUGGAUAAUUAGCGGUAGAUAGCUUUUUUUAACAGUUCUUCUACCUUUAGAUGAUCAAACUUCAAAAUGCUCCCGCACGAGUAUUGAUGAGAUGGCUACUAACGCAGACCAGAUCCACUUCAGGAACUUUAUAUGCAGAUAUAAAAAAGCAGCAUAUUAGAAAAAAGCAAAGCAUCCAAAUUAUCACUCGCUCUCGACACUCUUUGUCGCGCGGUAGACUUGAUGUGAGCUCGUGAGCUAUAGGUAACAGCGAAUCUGACGGCAACUUAAUCGCCAAUUUGGUUACCACUUUGGUAUCCAAUUGCUUGGUACCAUUGUUACGUAUCACGUUAGUCCCAUUGCUAGGUGCAGCCGAUACGUUUGUGUUGCGCGGGAGCGAGAUAGUGUGGACCGCGUGCCGGAAUACGCCGGCAGUCAAUGGUGGGGAGAAAACGUGAAUGAUCCAUAGAAGUUCGUAAGGUUGUGUGGUCCAGGCGAGGAGCGUGUGUCGGCCCGUACAGAGCAGUGUACCGACGAAGGAGAACUGAACAGUGUGGAACGGUGGGAAACGUCAAAGGAAUGGCGGGGAUACGCGGCAACCAGAGAAGUGGGGUGCGGGUUGGCGGUCGGUGGUUCGGAAAUGGCCGCGGGAAAGUAGAGAGCGUUACGUCGUCCGGGGCAGGCGAGCCAAAGAUUUUCGGUGUGCGCGGUGUGCCCUCGUUAACCCGGCGCUUCGGGCGAUUUUCACCAAGGCACUCGAACGCACUGGCGAUGUUCUAAAGGGUACGUUAACACGGCCACGAGGAUUCCUCCGUAGGUGUGCGAGCAUCUCGUCGACGAGAGUCGGUGGCCAGACAGCCGGUGCCUGGAAGAGAUCAGUGCGGGCGGUUGUACACGAGGAUGGCCGGCGACGACGGUGCACCACCGAACAAUGAGAUCCUCGACGCGGUCGGAGAGGGGCAGGGUGCGUCAGUGCGGGGGGAACCACAUUCCAGAGUGGGCGGCAUCCUGGAAUGCGAUCCCCCCGGUAACAGGAAUUCGCCGAGCGAGCGAGCCUGCAACGACCACGACGACUGCGACGACGGAAGCGGUGAAACUGUGAUCGCCGACGACGAUUGUAACAACAGCGCCGUAGCCGUUGGAACCGUGAUUGGCGACGAUAACGGCGGUCUGUGCCGAUAUGCUAUCGGCACCGCCAAUACCGCUAUGUCUUUCAUCGAAGUUUGCCAGAUUCGUCUGCAACAUCUCUUCCCGCAAUUAGUUUCAUCCUCUCAGCGCUACAGCCUUUGCGAGGACUCCAUUGAAUUCACGGCGGAAUGUUUGGCGAACGAUGUGAUACGAUAUCUGUUGAAAGAAGAUAUUUAUCUUAUAUCGCGGGACCCGGUCUCUAGGAGUAUGAGACACAAUGUGUAUCAGAUGCUAAACAAACACAGUAUCCUAUUUGCGAGUAUGGUGAACCGUUUGAACGUCGUACCGGACACGGCGUACGAAGCGUUCAUGGGAGUCGCGGAUGAGCUCUUUUUACACGGUGGAGUUACAUGGGCAAGAAUCGUUUGUUUGUACGCAUUUAUGGGCAGACUCGCUCUCUGGGCACGGGACAGACGAAUGCACGCUCUGAAGAAGAAAUUACCGCUGUACGUCUCCAGAUUUAUUGGCGAAAAAGUUGCGCAUUUUAUCAAAGGAUACGGAGGAUGGGAUCAGCUGUGUAUAGAAUAUCCCGUGGCAGAAGAGAUUAGCGGAGCGAUCUGGAGGAGUCUUCUGAUGACUGGUGCCACACUUGGCUUGGUUGCAACAAUUUUAACUGUAACCUCCUGAUACACACUCACAGAUCAAGUCGCACAGGGUACGUUUUACGCGAGACCUUUUAGCGUACUUAUAUUCUACCAAAAUGCGCUUAAAAACAAUUUCCAAGAGUUUGUACGACGCUUUUCCAUUAACAUCGAAAAUGGAAUCGUGUGAUUCGAAAGUGAAUCUUUCGUAUGCAUUCCUAAUGAAUGCGCGAUGUGUAAAUUCAGCGUCGGCCAUGCAGUAUGUACAAUCAUCGUACUAAUAUCACACGAAUUACAAACAUCGUACUUUUUUUUUAUGAUAAUUGCAAGAAAUAUUUAAACGAGCGAAGGAUAACGAUGAAAGUUCCCUAUUAUAUUCGUAUUGUGUAAUAAUCGCAGCUCGUUGGACUAGUUGAAUUAGUAAAAGAAAAUCUUAUUUAACGUUAAUCUAGAUAUUUUAUCAAAAUAAUUUUCAUACGAUACUCAAAAUUUGACGUUUCAGAUAUUUAUGUCGAACAAGAAUCUCAAAAUUAUAUUGAAUUUAGGUAGAAGCAAUCUAAGUAUAUUUAUUUAUAAUUUAUUUUAGGUAGAAAAUAUAUUAAAUAAUAAAUUUCCUUGUCGUUCGAAGACCAUCGUGGACGCUUAGAAUUUAUAAAAAGCGAUCCAUGUGACAGUGCUCGUUAAAUAUAUGGUAAACAUCUUUAAACAACAUUGAAUAUUAUAUGCGGUAGCUUCUAAUAACAUUGCAAAAAAUUUAUAUAAGUAUUCGGAGAUAAUAAACGUUUCUACAAAAUAUCAAUUUUCUUAGUGGUAUCAAUUAUUUUAUAUACCUGUAACAAAAAAAAAUUCAUUUUUACGAAAUGUGUUGGAUCAACCCCAUUGUUUUUGGAUACAAUAAAAAAUAUCACUCUAAUAUAUUUGAAAAUAGUAGGGAAUGAUAAUAAAUGAAUGGAGAACAAAGGUCAUUGACAUUUUCGUAAACAAGUAUUCUUAAUCGCACUAGGUUAUACGUAACAUAACCCCUAAAGAACGUAAAAAGGAAAAAUAAUUUAGGAAGCAGAAUUUUAUUGCUACCGAACAAAUGAAUCUCGAAAAGGUAUCUUCUUAAAAGAUAUAUAAUAUUUUAGUACUAGAAUUAUUAAAAAUAUAUUUUGCAGAUGUUGAUAUAGUUUUAUUUAAAGUAGUAUACUUAUUCAAACAUAAAUACAGUCUACGUACUACUCAAAAUAUAUUGAUUUAUCGAUGCUAGAAUGCAAGUAUUGAAAAACCAAAAAAUGUCUAAACUACACGAUUAUUAGUGAGAGUACUACUAUAUGACUUGCAUUAUUUUAGUCUUUGAACAAACGAAAUAAUAUUAAUAAAGUACCAGCGUGCAGCACUGAUCUUUUGAUUGCAUAAUUAAAUACAUCCUUUUACGUAGCUUUUGUGUACAUAUUGCCGAUAAUUGAAAAUCAUUGGAUACAAAAAACGUUCGAUCUAAGAACGCCUUCUCGAGUACUAUUGUCAUUUUUUUAAAUGUCAAUUUCUUGGUGUUAUUGAAAGAUUCUAGUACUGUUUAUUUUGUUAAUAAACGUACACGAUUUUAAAGGCAAAUAAUUAUUACACGGAUUACAUGUAAGUUUUUUAAGCUUUUCUGAAUAUUUUUUACAUUUGUUGAAUAUAAAAAAAGGUGAUUCCCUGAUUAUUAUUUAUAAUUUUAUGCAUUACAUGAAUAUACAAUACAAAACCACGAAACUAGAGAAUAAUUUCAUGUGAAUAUAUCUAACAGUCUUCUUACUUCUACUCGAAUUUUGUGACUGUACAGAAAACAACUGCAUUUUACUUUUUUAUUCCCUAACGUGGAUAAUAGUAAGAAUCAACAACUUUUUUUU
Messenger RNA from Hylaeus volcanicus, 4281 nucleotides. RefSeq lists its product as uncharacterized. The transcript has 4 exons. Gene Ontology annotation, cellular component: mitochondrial outer membrane. Gene Ontology annotation, biological process: extrinsic apoptotic signaling pathway in absence of ligand; intrinsic apoptotic signaling pathway in response to DNA damage; regulation of apoptotic process. Gene Ontology annotation, molecular function: protein homodimerization activity; protein heterodimerization activity. The record is from RefSeq and is a predicted model, not a curated record. NCBI's taxonomy places the organism in Eukaryota, Metazoa, Arthropoda, Insecta, Hymenoptera, Colletidae. Bases 1542 to 2456 code for a protein of 304 amino acids.